Lactuca saligna is the source of this 357-nucleotide messenger RNA. Lineage: Eukaryota; Viridiplantae; Streptophyta; Magnoliopsida; Asterales; Asteraceae. The record is from the annotation of a GenBank genome assembly.
AUGCAAAUAGUGGUGAUUGCAUCAACUCCGUCUCAAUCUGAGAUGUUUGAAGCUGGAAGGGUUGAAGUUGCCCUUCAUAAGGAAAUUAUUUUUAGUGACAUUCUGGACGCUAAUGUUCAUGAUGUUCCUUUGAAUGUUGUUUACCCUGAUUCAUACUUUGAGGGGGAGAUUUCUCAAGGAACUAAUAGUGACAUUGAGUCUGAUAAUGAUCAACUCAAUCCUCGAAGGAGUAAGGCUACCUUCUCACUGGGAGCUCAUGACGCUAAAGUUGGAAGUUCUUCUACUGCUGGUGAUCCUUCAGCACCUCCUCCUUCCAAGAAAAUCAAGCUUAUUUUUUUAUCUAAAUGUUUUAGUUGA